Messenger RNA from Thlaspi arvense, 1122 nucleotides. Lineage: Eukaryota; Viridiplantae; Streptophyta; Magnoliopsida; Brassicales; Brassicaceae. The record is from the annotation of a GenBank genome assembly.
AUGAAGAACGCACAGGGCAAACAGGAGUUGCAGUCUUCUACCCAAGUUUCACAUGAGUCCCAAGGUGAUCACAAAAAUAUCCAACCAAUAGAAGCUCCUAUACAAGAUUCUGGUUCUGUCUCUGCCUCAAGUAAUGACAGUAGGAAAGUUUCAAGGCAAGAUAUUGAACUUGUCCAAAAUUUGAUAGAAAGAUGUCUUCAGCUGUACAUGAACAGAGAUGAAGUCGUGAAGACCCUCUUGACCCGUGCAAGAAUCGACCCUGGAUUUACAACUUUAGUAUGGCAGAAACUGGAAGAAGAAAACGCAGAAUUUUUCAGAGCAUAUUACAUCAGACUGAAACUGAAGAGGCAAAUAGUUGUAUUCAACCAUUUGCUUGAGCACCAGUACCACCUCAUGAAGUAUCCUUUACAUCCAAAAGUUCCUCUGGUCCCAAUGCAGAACGGGAUUCAUCCAAUGGCACCUGGUAACGCAGUUAACAACAUGCCCAUGGGAUACCCAGUGCUACAGCAUCCUCAAAUGCAUCCUCCAGGUCAUCCCCAUCUUGAUCCAAUGGGUUGUGGAAUGUCAAGCUGCCACGUGGUUAAUGGAGUCCCUGCACCUGGGAAUUACCAACCAAUGAGGAUGAACUCAGGGACUAAUGAUAUGGUAAUAGAUACAACCGCGGCUGAUCCAACUCCAAUGAUUCCACCAAGCAGUGGGAUGUCAUCAAUGUCAGAGAUGCCAGUGAGUCCAACUUCUGUGGCGUCAAGCGGACACUUCCCGUUUGCUGCUUCCGACAUGUCAGGCAUGGGAAUGGACACGUCAGCUCUUGAUUCUGCUUUCACGUCUGACGUGGCGACUUCUGUCGGGUUACAACUUGGGCCAGAUGGAGGAGCCGGCAACUCCAGAGACAGCCUCAGGCCAUUUGAUCAGAUUCCGUGGAACUUUAGCCUCUCUGAUCUCACUGCUGAUUUGUCAAAUUUGGGCGAUUUAGGGGCCUUAGGAAACUAUCCCGGUUCUCCAUUUCUUCCAUCUGAUUCAGAGAUUUUGCUCGACUCCCCGGAACAAGAGGACAUAGAUGAAUUCUUUGUGGAUUCGGUCCCAGGGCCUCCGUGUUCUCAGUCAGAUGAAGAUAAGUCUUAA